Messenger RNA from Penicillium riverlandense, 2685 nucleotides. RefSeq lists its product as uncharacterized. Lineage: Eukaryota; Fungi; Ascomycota; Eurotiomycetes; Eurotiales; Aspergillaceae. The coding region runs from base 1 to 2685 and encodes 894 amino acids. The record is from RefSeq and is a predicted model, not a curated record. The transcript has a single exon.
AUGUUUUCUUCUACAUUCAGCAGCAGGGACCGUCUGAGACGGUCUAAAUCCGCCCGAUCUAUUCACAAGCCCCGUCGCAUGCCCGAUCCAGAAGUUGUGGGCCCAGAAAUUGCCAAGUACCAUGCUGCUGCCGCGGCGUCGCACGCCAUGCGCCGGAGUGAGCGGUCCUCCACCGACUCCAGAGACCCUUACGACAACCACCGCGGGCCUGUAAGCAUGCCUCUUCCCCGGAGACACCAAGGCUCGAGUCUUCAGCGAUUUGGGGAGGCCUGUCCGAUUGCGUCUGCGUCGGUCACAGUUCCUUUGACUCCGCGCCAGUCCUUGGAGAUGAACAAUGCGCCACGCAACCGUACCCAUAUCGAGGAUGUUGCAGCACUCCCUCCCAUCACAGAGAUUGCAGGGUUUGAUGGGCGUAGCAGCGAGCUGCCAUCGUCAUACCGCCGUUUGCGCAAAGCCAAGUCCAUGUUCUCAACCAGACAGCGAACGUCAAAGGUCGCGUCAAUCCCGAAUGGAGGUCCGACUGAUCUCGAGCGCAGCCCGGAAAUUGCAAUGCCACGGACUCUCAGGCACUCCAUGUCUUUCCUUCGAAGUGGUAACCGCGACACUUCGAGAGGGGUUCGACGGGCCAAAAGUCAGGACGUGGCUAUCCAACUUGCCCGUCACCAGUUCCUUCAGGACCAAGGUGGAACCCUCGCUCAGCCCAGACGAUCUUCUUGGUUUGCUUCCAGGAGCAGGAGGGACCACAAGCCGUUCCGGAAGACAUUCCGCGCCACAAGUGAAACCGAGGCUGGCGUUGGUCCUCUUUCUGAACAAACCAAAUCUGGACGCGGUCACGGCAGGCCCCGAACCUUCUCUGUAUCAUUCACGAGGGGUAUCAAGCGCGUAUUCGGCUAUUCGAAGACAGCUGAAAAGCAGCCUCCGCCGCAGCAAAUGACUGGAUCUCGAGGCGAUCUACAAUACCCUGGCCGUGCUGGAGUUACUACCGAUAUCAAUUCCGACAGCAAACAUUACGGAUACGCCAUGGUCGAACCUUUUGAUUUCCAUAUGCCGCAACAUCUUUUAGUCUCUCCCAGCCGCAACAGUAUUUGCACGUCCAAUUCUCGUGUAACCAGUUGGGUCGACUCAACCACGGCAAACACCAUCGCAACACGAAAUGCCAGGCAUCGAAAGUCGCUGUCUUUGAUUGAAGAGCAUGAUGAUCUGAACCAACAACUUGCACCGAUGACCGGGACGGAGACCAUGGAAAACUCGUCUCAGCGUCCUGUUGGCAGACCACCGGGGGCUUUUGACAGCCAGGAUUUGUAUGCGGCGUUGAUGCGGCAAAUUAACAAGGAUGCUGAUGAAGAUGCGGAUGAAGAGAUAAUCCUUGGCACCGUGGCAGAGCAUCGCAUUGUCCCUGAGCGCACCGCGUCGAUAUAUUCGCGGCGCAGCAGAUGCACCGUUCGUCAUGUUUCCAGCGAAGACUCAUUCACGUCUCCCAGGUCCUUUAUAACGGCACAUCAUGGUGAUUCGCGGACUCCGCAAGGACGGCCCCCACGUUCAAUUGCUUUUAUCCCGCCUCUCAAGGUACCUCGAUACAUCUCGGGUCAGGAGAAUGAUCGGUCUCUCAGUGCCAUCUCGGCCAAUCUACCAGUCCGUUCGACGUAUGCUACAGUGGAAGUGUUUAACGAUGGUGGAAGUGUAACCAUCAACCGCUCCCCAGCCUUAACCGGCGAAAAAGACUCCCCGAGCGUGUAUUCUCGAACUACAGGCCCCGAUACUCCUCCGAACAGCGAUGGAGAUGAUCUCCCAGAGAUGCGCGGAGAACCAGGAACGGCGACAAUAUUUGCCAGUGAACGAACAGUCUACACUUCUCCAAAGCGUGGGUCCGCCUCCGUCUCUUCAAAGCCCCGGGUUCAGCCAAGCGCAGAUUGGCAGCAAUGGAUGAAUACCCAGAUUGAGCGAAUCGAGAAGAUCUCGCCGACCAGGGAGCAUAUCAGGGAGACUGCGCAAUUCCAAGACGAUGAUGACGGGAUCUUCAAGAACAUGACCCAACGACGACUCGUUGCAGCCAACAGCUCGCUCAUUGCACCUGUCCAGGGCGAGGGCGGCGACUACAUGGCGCCGGAGCACAAUUCAUUGACUCAAAGCAAUUUCUCUCGUCCAUUCAGUCGAUCUUCGAGCCUACGGACAGUCAGAUCAUCUCAAAAGAUCGAGCCGGGAUUCAGCGUGACCAGCCCGUCACAGGUAUUGAAAAUGGAUUCCGCUGCCGGCUUGGUUGAUCAGACAUCGCCUCCAGCUCCCGAGGAUCAAUCGCCGUCGCCGAUGCGACUGAAUGCCCGCAACUUGUUGUCAUCCCCCGAGUCGCCGACGCCCAAGAGGAACAAGGCUGACUGUCGGAAACGAAUGCGCACUGAGGAGCAGUAUCGACGGUAUUCGGUGCGACGCUUGCCCAUUGUAGGUGACGGCAAAUCUGCUGUACCUUUCCGAUCCCUGGGCACGCGGUUUGACAACCGAGACUUGACAAACGAGAAUGUGCGACAGCAAGACGGGCCCAACGAGAUGAUGGACAGCUACCAUAAGCUCCAGGAUGGCCAUUCGACGAUCUCCAGCAAACGCAUGGUGGAGAUGUUUUUGAGCAGUCGACGCCAGCUGACGGGGCCGGAGGUGCCUGGGGAGAACAAGGCCAGCGGGGCGUUUCUGUAG